CUUAUUAAAUAGAUAUUUGUUAAAUGUUGAUUUAAAAUGGAGGAUAAUACUACUUCGCAAACUCGCACCCUGCCUAAUAUUUUGAUCUGUGGAACACCUGGCACUGGAAAGAGCACACUAGCCCAGUCAUUGCAGGAGCACUUGGGUUCAUCUGAGUACAGCUAUGUGAAUGUGGGUCAAAUAGCGAGCGAUCAUUCUUGUUUCGACGAGUGGGACGAGGAGUAUGAGUGUCACGUGUUGAAUGAGGAUCUCCUGUUGGAUGAAAUGGAGCCGAUGAUGCACCCGGGUGGUAAUAUCGUGGACUACCAUGGUUGCGAGUUUUUCCCCGAGAGAUGGUUCGACUUAGUUGUCGUUCUACGUUGUGGAACUGAAGCACUUUACGACAGACUGAAAUCCAGGGGAUACAGCGAAAAGAAACUCUCCUCUAACCUGGACAGUGAGAUAUUUCAGACCAUUUUGGAAGAAGCGCAGUCUUCAUAUAAGGCAGAAAUAGUUCUAGAAUUGCAAUCAAACUGUUCAGACGAUGUGCAAAAUAAUAUUGAAACUAUCUCUUCGUUCGUUCAAAAUUGGCUUCUUUUGAAAUCGUCUUCACCUUCGUAGUAGAUUGAAUUUGUUUUCACCAUUGUUAGACCUCCUUUUCUUUACCUUUUUCUCGCUAUGAGUAUCAAGUUGUUCGAGAUUACCAAGAAAA
This is a messenger RNA of Symsagittifera roscoffensis, 691 nucleotides long. RefSeq names its product adenylate kinase isoenzyme 6-like. The coding region runs from base 37 to 600 and encodes 187 amino acids. Gene Ontology annotation, cellular component: cytoplasm; nucleus. The transcript is spliced from 4 exons. The record is from RefSeq and is a predicted model, not a curated record. NCBI's taxonomy places the organism in Eukaryota, Metazoa, Xenacoelomorpha, Acoela, Convolutidae. Gene Ontology annotation, molecular function: AMP kinase activity; ATP binding; ATP hydrolysis activity.